This is a messenger RNA of Odobenus rosmarus divergens (Pacific walrus), 897 nucleotides long. RefSeq names its product zinc finger protein 343 (gene ZNF343). Gene Ontology annotation, biological process: regulation of transcription by RNA polymerase II. The transcript is spliced from 3 exons. The record is from RefSeq and is a predicted model, not a curated record. Gene Ontology annotation, molecular function: DNA-binding transcription factor activity, RNA polymerase II-specific; RNA polymerase II cis-regulatory region sequence-specific DNA binding; zinc ion binding. Lineage: Eukaryota; Metazoa; Chordata; Mammalia; Carnivora; Odobenidae.
AUGAAGGACCGGACUCAAGUUCACCCAGCAAAAGUGGAACCAAAGCCAGAAAUCUACCCCUGUGCCUCCUGCCUUCUGGCCUUCUCCUGUCAGCAAGUCCUCAGCCAACAUGUGCUUCAGAUCUUCCUGGGCUUAUGUGUAGAGAAUCACUUCCAUCCAGGGGAUUCCGGCCCCGGGCAUCAGGAGCAGCAGUAUUCGGCUCAGAGCUGCUGGAGUGGAAACACAGAAGGUCACCGGAGGGAAGGUGGCUCCCAACCCUUUUGUGCAAGGACAGGGGAGACAGAGACCUCAGGCGCAUUCCCCAGCCUCCCCCGAGGACAGUCAGCAAAAACUAGAGAAGGCACCAUGGUGGUAGAAACAGAGCCCACCUCAGCCCAAAGGCUAAACCCUGUGCAAACAGACAGGGGAGUGAGAGAAACCUCAAGAUCGGGAGUGGUCAACCGUACGGAACAUGAACUAGAUUGUAGCCUGAAAUCAGACUCCUUUGCAAAGCAGACGACCCACUUACAGAAGAAACCCUAUGUUUGCAGGGAGUGCAGGAGAGGCUUUAAAGUGAAGUCAACUCUCAUCAGACACCAUCGGACACACUCAGAGGGGAAGCCUUAUGUGUGUGGUGAGUGUGGCCGAGGCUUUAGCCAGAAGUCCAACCUCAACAGACUCCUGAGAACACUUUCAGGAGAGAAGCUUUAUUUGUGCAGGUAGUGUGGACAGAGCUUGAGAAAUAAGUCAAUCCUCAUUAGACAUCAGUGGACUCACUCUGCGGAGAAGCCUUAUGUCUGCAGUGAGUGUGGGCGAGGCUUCAGUGAGAAGUCAUACUUCAUCAGACACCAGAGGGCACACUCAGGGGAGAAACCCUAUGUGUGCCUGGAGUGUGGACCAGCCUUUAGUGAUAAGUGA